CUUAGAGAUUUUUAGAUGAGGAACAGUUGAAACUUGCUUUUAUUUCACUUUGCAGAUGCAGCUACACACAUCAGCAAGACUGUAUAACAGUGAUCAGCACAAAAAUGUUCUUUGAAAAUUUCUAGAGAACAGAGAUUUUCAUGACAUAAUGAGACUAUGACAACUCAUAAAAUAAAUUUACAAACUUAAGAAUUACAGAGCUACAGGCAAGACUAAAUUACAGAAUGCUUGCUGAAAAUAUAUUAUUGAGAAAACACAGGCUUCUAUCAAGUUUUCAUCAUGUUAAGAACAGUAUUUUCACUUGGGUUAGGUAAAGGGAAAGUUUGACUGUCUGCAGAGAACAGCCUAUGAGUCGCCUGGCCGCGGAAGGAAAUCCCUGAGACAUGUACAUCCAUGUGCUAUCGCAAGUGGAAAAAGAGGUAGGCAGGAGUUCCCUCCCUGGUGUAUCUGCCUCUGAUGGUUAUCCAAAAGCAAAUACCAGGCUUUGAGCUCAUCUGGCCUGGCUGUUUAAUCCUUUAGCACAUUUCAGUUGGAUCUUUUCACUGAUAAUAGCCAAACAUUCUGCUAGUGGCAUGCUUUCUUCUAUGCCUAACGCCACAGACCUGGCAUUACAGCAGAUACUCUUCUGGCAACAUCCUCCCUGCUGCACUCGGGGACCUGGGCAGGGAUUAAUUGCUGCUGUUGAAAACUGCUCUCUCACACUUGCAUUCCAGCUCUAAUAUCUCUCCACUGGGCAAAAAUUACUGCAACUGCUUUUCUGCUAUUGGCAGAAAGAGAAAUUAAACAAAAACCAAUAGUACCCUGCUUCUUUCCUGAGGCUAUCUUUUCAGACUGUUCUUAGAAAAUAAAGUAGAAGUAUCUGGGGUAUUUUUCAGUUUCUAUAUUGUCUCUAACACCUCUCAUACCCCAUAUUCUGUUCUCCCCACUGUACCCUCCUGUUAGCCAUUCCCAAUGCAGAUUCUGGCCUUCCCUUUGUGAGAAAACAUAAUUGAUUUCAUACUACAAAAAAGAAAGAAAAAGAAAAAGAAAAGGAAAGAGAAAAAGAAAAGGAAAAAGAAAAAGAAAAAGAAAAAGAAAAAGAAAAAGAAAAAGAAAAAGAAAAAGAAAAAGAAAAAGAAAAAGAAAAAGAAAAAGAAAAAGAAAAAGAAAAAGAAAAAGAAAAAGAAAAAGAAAAAGAAAAAGAAAAAGACAGUUGGGCCAAAACGAGUUCAAGACAUUCCACAAGUUCAAUGUCAGCAUGCCUUAUACAGUUUGACUCAGCCUGCAUUCUACAAGAUUGAUCCCAAGAGACACUUGCCCUGGGUGAAGAGUCCCCCUGAAAGGUUAAAAUUCCUGCAACAGCUACCAGGUAGGUAGAAAGAGAUAAGGAGUAGAUAACAGGGAACUUCGUGGCAUUUCCUGCAGCCACUCUCCCGUAGGAGCUGGCUUCAGUCCAGUUAAAGCAUUUGAUGUAUUUAAUCCUACCCACAUGUCGUUCACUCAGAAAGAAGCAACUUGCGACUUGUACUACCCAGCACCUAAACAGGGGCAUUUAGUUUCACAUAUACAAACAAUAGCUAAGACACAGAGAUAAUUGUACAUCAUACAAAAUCCGUAACACAUUAAACCGCAUUAAAACAUUAAAAUACAUGGAAGUAUAUAGCAUAAAUAAAGUAUGUGUGUGUAUAGGUAGGUAUGCAGGUAUGAUUUUUGUUUCUGAGUUUCUGUGGGGCUGGAGCUGGCAGGCUCGGAGGAAGCGGGACCCCGCGGGGCAGGUGAGCCGGCGGUGGCUGCGGGGGGCAGCCCGGCCCUCAAGGAGUUACGGAGCACGAUUACUUCAUGUUCCCACCGGCCGCUUUCGGCUGCCCGCCCCGGCCCGUUUCACAAUCCCGGCUCUCGAGCAGCGCUGUCAAGCCGGGCACACACCCCCCGUGUUCUCAUGCUGGAUUUUCCCAGGCCAUGAAUAAUCUCGAAGCCCCCCUCAAUAAAUACACGUUCAGGGAUGUCCGGAGCUCAUUCAACCCACCAGCCUCGCAGACGACAAGGGGCCGGGGCCGGACUCGAGAAGAAACCGCACCAUGAAGUUUCCCCGGGACUGCGGCUGCGACCCUGUCCGCGCCGGCCGCCGCCGGCCGCCCGCCCUCCGCGCCGCGCUGCUGCCGCCGCCGCUGCUGCUGCUGCUGCUGCUGCCGGGGGCCGCCGCCGCCCCGCUGCCCCACACAGACUCCUCGGGGGAGGCCGAGCUGGACGAGGCGGCGGCGCGGCGGGCGGCGCUGCCCGACAGCCUGCGGCUGGCGCGGCUGCUGCACGCCCGGGCGGCACAGCUGCAGGACGAGAUGUGCGAGAAGUUUACCGUCUGCCAGAACAGCAUGGAAAUGCUCCUCCACAACAACCUCAACCUCCCCAGGGUGACGGAGGAAGAUGGGUGUCUGCUCGCCGGCUUUAAUGAGGAUAAAUGCUUGAGAAAAAUCUCCAGCGGGCUUUACACAUUUCAGACAUACCUCAAAUACAUACAAGAAACUUUUAUUAGUGAAAACCAAAAUGUUGAAUCGCUAUCCUUUAGUACAGAGCACCUGGCACGCACCCUAAGACAGAUGGUGAUCAAUCCCGAAGAAGUGAUCAUCCCAGAUGCAGCUACCCAGGAAUCCCUCCACACAAAGCUGAAGUCCAGUAAGGCCUGGACAGAGAAAAUCAUCAUCCAUCUCAUCCUCCGAGAUUUUACUUCGUUUAUGGAGAAGACAGUGAGGGCCGUGCGCUAUUUGAAAAACACCAGGAGUUUCAGUGUUUGAAUGUUUUAGUUCAGGCACAAUCCUUUUGUUACAAAUCUGUCAGGUGGCAGAUAACAGUGUUGUUCUGUUUUAAGAACUAGAAAUAGUAACAAUGGUUUGCAUCUAUAAACAUUCCCAUUUCCUUCUAGGAACUUAUUUAUUGUAUUUAAAAUAUUUAUUAGUUUUUAAUAUUUCCUAUUUAUAUUUUCAAUAUUUAGAAAUAAUUUAAACAAAUAAUGUAUUUUAUUUCCAUUCUAAUGGUACUAUUCAGAUAUAAACUUAUUUAACAUGUAUUCAACAAAAAAUACUUUCAGAACCCAGAAAAAUUGUUGUAUAACUUAUGUUUUUAUAUAUUUGAGAGAUGGUAUUUAUGACUUUUUAUAUUUUUAGGACAAAUAAAGCAAUUUUUAAAAAAAGCUUGUAUAACCUCUGUGAAUUUUAAAUAAGACUGAAGCAGUCUAAUAUAUCCAGUUUUUAGUAACUGCAAUUACCAGAAUAAUCACUUUCAAGAACCUCUGCUUAUAAUUAGGCCAGUUCUCUACAUAGCACAUAUGUACACACAUACAAACAACUUGAUUACCAUAUAAUUAUUAAAAUGGAAUAUGGAGGAACCAAAUGCAUUUAAAAAUGAACAGGAUAAAUCAUCAAUACGCCUGAGAAACAAAUGGACAGGUGCCUUAUAUGUAACAAGGAACACCCAAUAAAAUUGUUUGUAAGGAUCUUCUUACAAGUCAAAUAGUGUCUUUUAAACAAAUAAAGUGGUGAGGCAACCACAUUAACCACUUUGACAUGAAUACUAUCCUCUGAUUAGUUUUAUUGCUGUCAUCCAGGGGAAUUUUCCAAGUUUGGUUAAACAUUUCUGGCCCCUACCCCAAGAAGUAGAAAAAAAAAUUUAGGUUAUUUCCUUAAGCAAUAUAAAUCAUUAUAUUGCUGCUAAGCAAUGCGGCAACAUGCAUUUGUCUUUUAUAAUUUAUAUUUCACUAGUAUGGACAAGCCACAUACCAUGAAUGCAUACUCUUGAACACUUGUGUGGGGAAAAAACCAACAAAACAGAACAGGACUUAAGCCUGAAUACCAAACCACUGAAAUUUUCCUUGGCUGCAGGAUCCACAGCACUGUGCAGGUACCUCAUAUACCUAAACUCAGAGGAAUUCACAGACCACAUAGGGGAUGCAGGCAGCAGAAGUCCCUCAAGAUUUGUCCCUAAAAAUGGUAGAAUAUUAAUUACCCUCAAUUACCCUUUAUUUUCCUUCUGGCACAGUGGUGAAGAUGCACAGAUGAAAGGCAUGCCUUGGAAUGUGGAUAAGGAUGUCAGCAAACUCUCCUCUUCCUCUGAGUGAUCUGAUUGUCCACAUAUGCAUUCCACCACUGGGGAUGCCAAAACAGUGACCAGUCCACCCACUACUCACAUCUCAGAUGCUCAAAACACAGCAAACCACUGCUUUGCCCAAUAUGGUAAAAAUACUGUCAUCUCAAGUUGAGCAACAUCUGGAGAAGGAAUGAGGAGAGCUCAAGGUGAUCUUUAAAGAGGGCUGUGGUGAAUGGGUUUUCUAACAGCACAUAAGAUCGUACUUUAACUGUCCUGGAACAUGCUCCAAGAAACAUAGGGAAGCCUUGCUUAGCCUUUUCACUGCUUGCAUUCACAGGGAUUUUCUUUUAGUGACCAUUUGAUUAGAGACCUUUCUGGCUUUUAUUAUGCCAAUAAUAGCUAUAAGACACAAAGUGGAUCCUACACUGGAACUAACUACUAUGUGAGAAUAGAGAGGGGGGAAAAACCCCAAACCCCUGACCAAAAGGAAAGGAAUCUCCUGGUUUCACCUCUCCCAGUAGAUAAUGACUGCCUAUCACCAGUGGCUGUGAUCACCAUUAGUUACUAUGUACACUGCAUCUACACAAACUCGCACUGAUCUCCUGAAACGCCAAAAAUCAUCUAAGAAUUGGAGUGCUGAAAUCCCUUGCAACUGACAGACAAGCACCAACACUUCCACCAGCACCCUUCAGCUGAUGGCUACCUCAGGCUUUCUGUAAUUCUAGUAAAUAUGUAAAUGCUGCCACAUUUUAGGGUGCAGAAAACGAGCAAAGAUUACCACUUGUUGGGUGGUGAGGUCAACUUUCAAGUCCUUCCUGGAGCAAAGUGUUAUCCCUGAUGGUGCUACUGAGCUGCCAUUAUUUCACCUGUGGCUCCUCCACAGUUCUCAGGGCCCUUCAGUGCAGCACCUGCCUUGCUGCCCAUCAAUCUCCUGUCACAGAGGCAAUUUCAGGGGCUGCUCCCAGGAUCAGCACCACCUGCUGAAGCCAACAUUCACUGGUGCUUCUGGAGCACAAAUAUUUGCAGUGGGGAAUUCAGAUGAAAUCAGAGAAGACCUAAACACUGCUGAACAUGUUACAGAGCCUCUCAAAUGAACCAAAUUACAUCCUUUUUCCAGUCUCUGUGUAGAAACUAUUUUACAUCAGUAAACACACAAAGGCAUUUAUUUUAGUUGGCAGACUAGCACAAACACAUAAAAAACCUAGAACAAUAGUAAAAGUGAGCAGUCCUAACUAAAGUCAGCAACAAUGCCUCAACACUUCUGCUGAAGAGAGCUCUUCCUAACUGACAGCCAAUUCAUUGAGCAAGGAAAACUCAAAAAAACCCAAAACAAAACAACAAAACCCCCACUAACACAACACAAACAAAAAAAGACUUGCUAAUAAUUACCUAAAAAAUAGGAAAUUACCCACCAAAGCAGCAUUUUGGCUGCUGCUGUACAGGACCAGCCUCACCCUGUACAUCCCAGCCAGCCUUUCCCCACAUUUCCAUUCAUCCUUAGUCGUUAACCUCACACUGAGAUUCUGGAAUGCUUCACAGAUUACCAACUCCCGUCAUCCUGAUUUUGAAUUCCCAAAGAAGGAAGAAGGUAAAGCUAUGUUGAAAAGCAUGCAUACUUGAUACAAUAUUCAAGAAAAGCCCACAGUAUUCAGAAACAGUGUUGAGGAUGAGAAACAAAAUAUCCCUAAGAGCAGCUGCCCUAACACCAGAAUGCUGGACAAGAAGGAAAAAAACCAAAACCAAAACAACCCCCCCAAAAAAAACCAAAAAGACAAUGCAACCUAAUAUUAAAAUUAUCUGUAAUAAAAAAGUGGGGGGGAGGGGUAACAAAUAGUCUCUGAAGUACCGUUUUUCUAUUUUGUAUCCCUACUUUAUUGUGUAAAAAAUUUCUCAGGAAAAAAAAAAAAAAGUGGAAAACAUUUCAGCCUGACCGACUUCCCAGGCUGCAGUACCAUUCUCUACCCAGUACUUUAGUAUAAACUCUAAAUUUUGGCAGAGAACAACAGCUACUUGAAUGGCACUGCCUGCAUCUCUAGUAGCUCCACAGAUUUCAUUAACAGCUGAUGGCGAGAUUAGCAAAACCACGCUGAUGCUACAAAAGAUGGAAGUGUUACACCACCAGUAAGGGAUGGCAGCAGGAUCAUUCUUCAGCAGUAAUGAGCCAUUAUGUUUGGCUUAGCUUAAUGGGAAACUUCCCCCCAUCUUUGCCACCGUUAUUUGUAACUAAUAAUCUUUUCCACUUUCAAUUUAAAAGAAAAAAUGGUGGAAAGGUAAGUAUGAAGUAGUAUAUAUCAAAGGUCUCAUGGUCAAGGUGCUGGCAAAAUUUAAAAAAAAAAAAAAUUUAAAAAAAAAGUCUAUCUAUAACUACAAACCUUGUGACUAAGUCCUUGCUUUUCAAGUCAAAUGAUUAGAUAACUUCUGAUCUCUCAGUGAAUUUUCCUUUUCUUGAUAAGCAGAAAAUCAAAACCCACCUAUUCCUUUGCUCCCAAAAAAUGCAACCUCUGCAAGCUCCAACCUUAAAGUACUACUUUUCCUCCAUGAAUUACUAGCAAAAUCAACUAUUUUCUGUCAUCUAAACAUAUUUACCCAAAUCCUCCUAUAUUGUCAGGACUGGCUUUGGCAGUCAUCAGAAAACACUCUGCAGAAAUUUUACAAUCUGGAUUUCUAUUCAGUGACCAGAAUCUAAGAUUCAAUCCUUCUUGAGAAAAUGUUUAAAAAACACAAUCAAACAUUCACCAUCAGAAUCAAAACACUGAGAUUUGAUUUGCCCUGCCAUAUUCUUUUUCACACAGCAGAUAAACAUUCCCUCUCUUUAAUCCAUCCUCUAAUUUUGAAUUAAAUAAGCAGGACCAAGAAACAAUGUAUGUAACCCACAAGCUUAACCAAGAAAUGGCUAUUGCAUCACACACCAUCCUGGAAAAGUAUUCAGAAAUUGCAAUUAAGUUGUUAUUUGUAAAAAUUAAAUUAGUCAUAUGACAUUUAACAGGAUGUGGUCUCUCCUCCUGUGGUGAAAACAGAUGUAAUGAGCUUUAAUUUCCAAAUAUCAUUGGUUACCAUCAUAGCUUAAAUUCCAAGCCUGUAACAAAGUAUUUCCAAAAAUAUCCAGGGUAUAUAUAGUUUGAUUUAGCCAUUUUUCCUGAUAAAAACCAUUAUGUUACAUGUCUGUUUCAUUUACCAUUCAAUAAAAGAAGACAAGAUCUUAAGCAGCUCUUUGUCACCUACAGCCAUUUUGGAAAACAGCCGUACAAAGUAGCAAAAGACAAGUUUUAUACCUCACCAAAAUGGGCAUGUUGCCACAAAAUUCUGAACAUUGAUUUGGUCUGCAGUUUGUGUGUUUAAAUGUUAUAGUUCAUCUUUAAGAGGAGCUUUGCUCAUUUGCAAUUCAUUCAAGGAAAAAAAAUCACCCAGCCCGUUUUACACCUGUGAUGAGAUACAGUACAGUUACUUUGUACCAGGCGUGUCUACAGCAGGAAUUUGUAGCAGAACUAAAAACCUGUUACAAAUCCCUGAUCACCUUAAUUUUGCCUCACAACUGGCCAGGCCUUGAAGAGUUUAUGGAGCACACAGAUAGAUUUCUUCGUAGAUUAAGAACAAAAUUCUACUGAAAGCCAGGGUUUGGUUUUUUCCUUCCUUUUAGUGAUGACACCAAACUGACCAUUCUUUUUCUACCCUGCCACCAGGAGAUCCACAGUCCAUAUGCCAAGACCAAGAAAACCACCAAACUCACCAGCCUCCCUCUCUGUCCCUUGCACAAUUGCUUGUCACCAGGUACAACAGGCUCCAGUGACAGGUGACAUUUCCCUGACACUGAGGCAGCCAUAAGCACACUCCACCUCCCUCCACUUUGAAGGCACAAAGUAAAAUGCCAAACAAUCCCUAUCUGCAGGCUAAGAUCAACAGGAUACCUCAAAGUCAGUGCAAUCUCCAGCAAACACAGGAAGGCAUCAGUGAUUUUAUUUCACACAUCUACACUGUAGCCUUGAGCUCACCUGUGGUACCCAGAGCCCAUUUUUUGUAGUAAAUUAUGCUCACUAGCUUUAUUCCAACACUGGGAGGUCACAGGACUCCAUCACAGAAAAGAAUCUGCACUUGGCUGUGGAAGGCACUGAUUCAGCGACAGAGAUCAAUACUGUCAAGCAGGAACUCAUAUUUGUUCUUUUUUAAGUGUCUCCCAUGUGACAGUAAAAUAAAAUUUUCUCAAGUUCUACUGGGAGAAAAACAGAAUGGAAAAAAUCAUAGAUUAAACCACUUGAAAUUAAUAACACCUAACUGACCAACAUGAGAGUUAUUCCACCUCACUCCACAAACCUGCCCUCUUCUCCUAAGCACCACCAAAAAAUCCUCAGUCUUGCUAAAACUAGCAUAUUUCCUGACCUUAUUUAAGGGAAUUAAGAUUCUUCACAGCAAUCUGUUUAAUGUACAACUUCCCAAACCACUGAUCUGCUCUUACAAGCACAUUCAAAUUUUGUGAAAAUGACAAAAACUGCAAAGUAACUUCAAAACAUCCAUACCAAAGAUUUCUUCAUUUUUACACUUGAAGAAAAAUGCCUCUUUUUGGUUUUGCUACCUUACAAUUCAUUACCAAGAUUUAACAAUUAAUACCUAUUUUUUUUUUUUCACCAGGGAAGAAUGUUUAUUUAAGGAGAAGUUUCACUCAUCUUUUAAUUACAGGAAGAGCACUGUAUGGAAUGAAACAAAAAACAUUAUACUACAUACUGGCAUUCAAUUUAACUGACUUGAAAGUACUAUAAAAGAUUUUUCCCCCUCAAUUUGAAAACCCAAGAUUUCUAUGCUAAUUACAUACCUCAGUAGCAGUGAAUUACCAAAAAUUUCCUAUCCAAUGUGCUUAAAGUAAGAAUUGCAUAAGCAAUAUUUAUCCAGUAAUUCCAAGUCGCAAAAAACCUGAAAUGCAACUAUUUUUAAGACAAACGUUCAGCAUGGAGACGUCACAGAAUCUGUCCUGUGCUUGAUAUAUGCAUGCUUUUGUAAAACUUUUAAUGAAAGAGGAAACACUUCCCUAUUCUCUACCUCUUGCCAAAUACUAUCAUUCUUGGAAAGCAGCCAGAGCAACCAUGUGGCGGUUACGACCCACAAACCACAUCCCCAAAUGUCAGACACACAACAGAGCACAUGAAAUCACAUGAAAUACACUUCUGCAGGUGUUUGGGUCCAUCCACCCACUGCUGCAUUUUGGAUGUUGUACAGCCGUGUGAAAUGCAAAAUCUGAUUGAGAAAUAUGAGUUAUUUCACAUCGAAUACUGUAUCUCUUAGUAUUGAAUAUCUCAGGUUACUGCACAAAAUUCAACAGAAGAAAAAUGCUCCUAAUCAUGAUUAAAACCAUGCAAAGUAGCAACAGAUUAUUUCAUUAUUAUUAUCCUUAGGAUAACUGAAGAAAAAGAAUCAAAAAUUUAAUUUCUUUCAUAAUUUAAGACAUAUGAGCAGUUACCUUAAUCUCAAGUUAGCAUAAGAGAAAAGGCACUAGAAAGGCUUUAGGAUAGCAAAAGGAUCAAUGGUCAUGAGAAACUGUUCUGCAUUCAGUCCUUGCUCUGUUCCACUGUUAGCAGUCUAUCAGCAUUAGCCUUGCCAGUAUUUCAUGACAUUUGACUGAGUUAUCAUGAUUAAUGGAAUUUUAAAGAACAUGCUGGUUUGCAUUAGCUGUUAUAAGCAUUUUCACUUUUUUCUUUCUAAUCCUUGUCUUUCAAUUAAAGAUUUUUCCCUUGGCUCAUUUCUCUCUGAUUUUCCAAUCACAGCCCUUAAACACAGUAACAUUUUGCCAUGAAUUGUCAUGGCAGAUUAAAAACUGAUAAAUCUCCUAUUCUUAAACAUUUAAUUAAUGUAAAAACUGCCUGAAAAUCUGUGGGUUGAAAAAAAACCCAUGCUAAAAUCUAGAAUACCUAUGUUGCAAUGACAGUUUGGGGCCAAUAAACAUUAUUUUUUAAAAAUCACCACAGAUACAAACUACCCUGCACAGUUCUGGAAGAGAGAGAGCAAUCCACCCAAAACAGCUUCUAUUUAACAGACACCAAACAGUCACCAUUUUAGUGCUUGAACUUCAGGGUUAAAAGGGAGAAAAUCAAUUGAAACCAAAACAACCAUGGUCCAAAGAGCAGGAUUUCAGCAUAACAGUGAAGCACAUACCUUGUUUAGUGUACUUGUUUUCUUCCUUCAGUUAUGCAUUAAUAACUUUCCCUUACAGUGAGAGCCAUUUAUACUCAUACACACAGAGCACUCAACUGUUGUGUCUUCCCACCACAGAAAACAUAGAUAGCAUUUAAAGGUAAGUUUAGCAGAAAAGUAUACUUUUUUUAGUAUCUGACUGUGCUAGAAAACACAAACAUACACAUCCCUCAAUCCUUACUGUAACCAUAGAGAAAAGAAUCCAGAAGGAAAUAAAAAACCUGAAGUGGCUCAGCCACAAAGGCUUACCAACAUUUGUCCAAGGAACCUAUGAAGAACACUGAAGUAUUUAAAACAUUAGGUCAAUUUUCUGGUUACUGUGAAGAUAAAGUGGAAUCUUUACCCAAAAGGCAACUGUUAACAGGGAUAAGUAUGGGAGUUAAAUAUCAGUAGAUUUUGGAAAAAAAGCAGAACAAAAUAAAAUCCUCCCAUGGGUUUCUGUAAUAAAUAAACAGCUACAGUAUAGUAUGUAAAGACUUAAAAACAAUAUGCAUCCAUUCAAACAGUAUUUAUUUAAUUACACCGUAAUGCAAAUAAGUUAGGUCCAUAUAAACUUCAUUUUGUUGUAUGUACAACCUAUGGCAUUAGCAAGCUGACCGAGCCAGCUGGUCUAAGUGUCGGCCUCGUCCUCUGGAAUGUUCGCAUCUUCUGACACUCCGUCCAUCGGCUGCCGCUACUACAGGACCACCACUGCCUUCAU
Messenger RNA from Prinia subflava (tawny-flanked prinia), 10933 nucleotides. It is a transcript of the gene IL6, whose product is annotated as interleukin 6. The transcript has 4 exons. Gene Ontology annotation, molecular function: interleukin-6 receptor binding; cytokine activity. Gene Ontology annotation, biological process: T-helper 17 cell lineage commitment; positive regulation of receptor signaling pathway via JAK-STAT; immune response. Gene Ontology annotation, cellular component: interleukin-6 receptor complex; extracellular region. The coding region runs from base 2058 to 2768 and encodes 236 amino acids. The record is from RefSeq and is a predicted model, not a curated record. Lineage: Eukaryota; Metazoa; Chordata; Aves; Passeriformes; Cisticolidae.